ACGGGCAACAAGGAGUUUUCGAAACUGCUCCUUCUUUUUUUUUCUUCCUCUCUUUCUUUCCCUCAAUCUCUUCCGAGCUCCACUUUGAUUCCCGCCAAUUCUCUGUUAGCAGAGAAGGAUAUGGAUGAGUUGAAAUCAGAGGAAGGUUGUAUAGAGAAUAAGCAAUCAACAGCUGCUUCUAGCUCCUUUGUAUCAGAAGGCAGUGGCAGUUCUAUACCAAAGUCCCCGGGGAUAGGUAGCCAGGCAUCGGCUUCACCCCCUCAUCGAAGAACCACUGGUCCUAUAAGGCGAGCAAAGGGUGGUUGGACAGCAGAGGAGGAUGAGACAUUAAGGAAUGCUGUUGCAGCCCUUUAUUAUAUGAAUUGGAAGCAACUCCCUGAGUUUUUCCCUGAUAGAUCAGAAGUUCAAUGUCUGCACAGAUGGCAAAAAGUUCUUAAUCCAGAACUUGUUAAAGGACCUUGGACUAAGGAGGAGGAUGACAAAAUAGUUGAAAUGGUGUCAAAAUAUGGGCCAUCGAAAUGGUCUUUGAUAGCAAAGUCCUUGCCUGGUCGAAUAGGAAAACAGUGUCGAGAACGGUGGCACAAUCAUCUUAAUCCCGACAUAAAGAAGGAUGCUUGGUCUUCGGAAGAGGAGUUGGCCCUCAUGAAUGCUCAUCGCAUAUAUGGAAACAAAUGGGCUGAAAUUGCUAAGGUUCUUCCUGGAAGGACUGAUAAUGCUAUAAAGAACCACUGGAAUAGUUCGCUAAAAAAGAAGAUGGAUUUCUAUUUAGCCACGGGAAGACUUCCACCAACUUUGAAGAACAGUCCACACGUUGUUGUUAAAGACACUGUUAGACAUUCUAAACCUACAUUAUUUGUUUGUUCAAAUAAAGAAUCAGAUACUGCAGUUGAAUCUUCAUCGGAAACUACAGAAAUUACUCAACUAGAUAGCAGUGACCAGAAUGACAAGAAUCGACUAGAGUGCUUGGUAGCAGUUGGAGAUUCCUCUGGUGCUCCUCUUGUAAAUGAAUCUGUUGAUACUGAAUGCAAAGCUGGAUCAUCCAACAUAAAUAUCAGCUGCAACAAAUCAGAACUGGUGUCAAGCGGUACUUUCCAAGUACAUAGUGCGAAGAACUCCGAGAAUCCUGGACUGAGUGGCAAACCGAGUGAGAGUUGCAGAGACAAUGCUAAGAUGAGCAAUAACAGAUUCUGUAGAACAUGUUUUUCACACGAAACUCCGGUCUCUGGUUCUUUAUGCUACGAGCCACCACAGUUAGACAUUUCAGUCCCUUUAGAUUCUCUUUAUUCCAAUAUCCUUCAUGAGCAGAAUGACUGCUCUUCUCCGAUUGCGUCAUCCGUUGGUUUCUUCUCUCCACUUGGUGUAAAUGGUAGUGAAAACGUAACCCCUGAAUCAAUAUUGAAAAUGGCAGCAAAAACUUUUCCGAGUACUCCUUCAAUAAUGAGGAAGAGAAGGACUGUUUCCCAAGCACAUGUCACUCCUAGUAAAGCUUUGAAAGCAGAUAUUGAUUCACAGACGUCUAAAGUACAAGAGAGAUCCAAGGAUAAUUCUGAUUCUAUAGUUGGGAGCGACAUUAAUAAUAAUAAGGAUUUCAAUGCAUCUCCCCCCUAUCGACUUAGACCAAAGCGGACCGCAGUUGUCAAGUCUAUUGAGAAACAGCUUGAGUUUGCAUUUGAAAAGGAGAAGGAUGACAGUGGUAUGCAUAAAGUACAAGGAGGUGCUUUGUCAUGAUUCAAGGAUUUUGGUUGGACUUGCUCUUGAGGCUGAUUGAAUGUUACCCAAAACUAAGUGACGGGUGACUUCGCUCCUAACAAUUUUGCAAGCAUAAUCCUGUGCAGGAGUCAAGAUAUCUUGGCCAUAAUUUAGGGUUUUGUAUAUCCAUGUUUGGAAACUUUUAGUUAAUAUCAUUGGUGGUAAAUAUUUCGGUCACACGCGAAUAAGACUUGAAAACAAAUAGUUAUUAGUAGACUAUGAUUUGAUAGAUUCUAUUUUAGUAAAUACGAAUUUACAGGUGUUUUAUACAGGAAUGUAGUCAUUGAUUUAGUUUCAAACAAUCAAGGAAAAGUUUGAACCAUUUUUUGAAACUCUUAAUUGAAUGUUGAAGGCGCAGCAAUUUCUAAGCUGAAGUGUAAAAAUAUAUAUACUCACACUAUGCUGAAGAGAGUAGCCUAUUGUUUCUGACUAAAGUUAGAGACUUGGAUGCGAGAGUUUUUGGACAUCC
Arachis duranensis is the source of this 2218-nucleotide messenger RNA. Its product is annotated as transcription factor MYB3R-3. Gene Ontology annotation, molecular function: RNA polymerase II cis-regulatory region sequence-specific DNA binding; DNA-binding transcription factor activity, RNA polymerase II-specific. Bases 121 to 1728 code for a protein of 535 amino acids. NCBI's taxonomy places the organism in Eukaryota, Viridiplantae, Streptophyta, Magnoliopsida, Fabales, Fabaceae. The transcript has 10 exons. The record is from RefSeq and is a predicted model, not a curated record. Gene Ontology annotation, biological process: regulation of DNA-templated transcription. Gene Ontology annotation, cellular component: nucleus.